GACAGUGGGUGUCACUUGGGAGCAGAGAGCAUCCCUGGAGAUUCCAGAGACCACUGAGACUGAACAGUCGGUCUUUCAAGAGGCCCAUGGGAAUAUCCUUCGCCCAGGCCCCUUCCUAAAUCUCUGGCCCCAAGUCUUUUGCACACUCAUGUCCACUGGACCACCAGAAGGAACGGCCUCUAAGACUUUGAAUGCUGGCGGUCCGGGCACUGCCGUAAUGACUAAUCAGUCCCAGACCCGGGACAGAGCUUAAGCUUUCUUAGAGGAAGUGCCAGGACCUUUAAAGGGCACCUUUCAUCUCCCUCACAUCCGCCCCGAAUCCCACAGACGCAGCACCAAGAGGAAGCAUCCAACAGGCAUGGGUGACAGGGGCACAAGAUGUCUGCAGGGAGCCUUCCAGGACCUACUGGCAGCUGCUCCAGCUCCAUCCUUGCUCUCCUCCUUUCUUAAGCUUUGAUCAUCCUUUCAGACCCUAGGGUAUCUCCCCUGGGUCCUGGCUCCCCCAGGCUCCACAAAGGGACAGCCUGUGGAUCUUAGGAAGUCCUUGGGUGCUUAGAGGUUCCCAAGGAAAUGUUGAGCGAUGAUAGCACACUCUCAGAAGUUCCACCUUCCAGACUCAGGCCUCUAAUGUAGCAGCCUUCCCUGUACCUGGACUGCUGGGCCUAGGGACACAGCUCUCAUGGGCUCCCUACAACACUGCUGCUGCCAACUGCCAAAGAUGGGUGAUACCUGGGCCCAGCUUCCCUGGCCUGGACCUUCCUACCCAGCCUUGUUGCUGGUCUUCUUCCUCUUGGCAGCUGGUGUGAUGCAUUCCGAGGCGGGUACCAGCUGCCCGGUCCUUUGUACAUGUCGUAACCAAGUAGUGGACUGUAGCAACCAGCGGCUGUUCUCUGUGCCCCCGGACCUGCCGAUGGACACCCGCAACCUCAGCCUAGCGCACAACCGCAUUGCAGCCGUGCCACCAGGCUAUCUCACAUGCUACAUGGAACUCCGCGUGCUGGAUUUGCGAAACAACUCUCUGAUGGAGCUGCCGCCCGGCCUCUUCCUCCAUGCCAAGCGCUUAGCACACCUGGAUCUGAGCUACAACAACCUCAGCCACGUGCCAGCCGACAUGUUCCGGGAGGCUCACGGACUGGUACAUAUCGACCUAAGCCACAACCCCUGGCUACGGAGGGUGCACCCCCAGGCCUUCCAGGGCCUCGUGCAUCUCAGAGACCUGGACCUCAGCUAUGGUGGCCUGGCUUUCCUGAGCCUCGAAGCCCUUGAGGGCCUCCCGGGGCUGGUGACCCUGCAGAUCGGGGGUAACCCAUGGGUGUGCGGCUGCACCAUGGAGCCCUUGCUGAAGUGGCUGCGGAAUCGAAUACAGCGCUGUACAGCGGAUUCUCAGCUGGCUGAGUGCCGGGGACCUCCUGAAGUUGAGGGUGCCCCCCUCUUCUCUCUCACUGAAGAGAGCUUCAAGGCCUGCCACCUGACUCUGACCCUGGACGAUUACCUCUUCAUCGCGUUCGUGGGCUUCGUGGUCUCCAUUGCUUCUGUGGCCACCAACUUCCUCCUGGGCAUCACGGCCAACUGCUGUCAUCGCUGGAGCAAGGCCAGCGAAGAAGAAGAGAUUUGACACAGGUGCCUCUCCUUCCUCCAUGCUGCUGACCACUGCUGCUGACCACCGCUGGACACCUUGGCUCA
Acomys russatus (golden spiny mouse) is the source of this 1683-nucleotide messenger RNA. RefSeq names its product leucine rich repeat containing 55 (gene Lrrc55). NCBI's taxonomy places the organism in Eukaryota, Metazoa, Chordata, Mammalia, Rodentia, Muridae. The coding region runs from base 680 to 1615 and encodes 311 amino acids. Gene Ontology annotation, cellular component: voltage-gated potassium channel complex. Gene Ontology annotation, molecular function: voltage-gated potassium channel activity; transmembrane transporter binding; potassium channel activator activity. The record is from RefSeq and is a predicted model, not a curated record. The transcript is spliced from 2 exons.